UUACAUUCCAUUAUCCUGGGCUGGACAGGGGGAAGAGCCACCAGCCCAAGGACAGGUAGUGAGCCUGCCUCCUCAGCUACGUCGCGAAAAAGGCCGGGGCCACCAAACUGAUAUAUUCCCUCCCACUCCCCAGGACAUGAUUUUUUUAUUUCCACCCUCCAGGGCUCUUUCCACUUCUCCUCCUUUCUGCCUUGCGCUUCUGAUUUUUUUUAGUCCUCCGAAGUUUGGUCAGGAAUAACACGCUUUGUUCUUUUCCAUCCAGUAGGAUGCCUUGAGACCAAAUCCAGCAUCUGGCUAAGGAUUUUUUUUUUAAAAACUGCCUUUUCGUGUGUGGAUUUCUUUUUUUCCUCUCUCUAUCUGUGCCGCCACACCCGCCCGACAUCGCACCUUUUCUUCCUGCUGCUGAUCGCCGUUCCAACUUGUGGGGUGCACGGCGGGCCGUCGCCCAUCCAUUUUCCGCUUCCCCUACUCAGAUGCUAAGCUUAAUUUAAGGCGCACCAUGGAAGAUUUGAAGUCGGGUUUCGAAGAGGUGGAUGGCGUACGCCUGGGCUACCUGAUGAUCCGGGGCAAGCAGAUGUUCCCCCUCUCGCAGGUCUUCACAGAUCUUCUGAAGAACAUCCCGCGCACCACGGUGCAUAAGCGCAUGGACCACCUGAAAGUCCAAAAGCACCAGUGCGACCUGGAGGAACUGCGGAAGCUCAAGUCCAUCAACUCCAUAGCUUUCCACGCCGCCAAAUGCACCCUUAUUUCCCGCGAGGACGUAGAGGCGCUUUAUACCUCGUGCAAGACCGAACGGGUGCUGAGAACCAAGCGACGGGGAGGCGCAAAGCCUGGCCAGGGGACCCCGUGCCCCGACCCCUACCCGGCUUUUUGGAAAGACGGCGGCAAACUUUGCCCGAGCUUGAAAGAAGGGACUACAAACCAAGCCAGCAGCAGAAAGAAAGCAGCCUGGCGCAAGGCAGCGGCCGCGGCGGCGGCUGCACAAGCAGGAGCUUUCCUACCGGCCUCGGAUCUACCUCAUUUUUGGAGCAAAUCCGCAGGGCGCAGUUUGCCAAACUUUGGCCGAUUGCCUAGCAAUGAGGCUGUAAACUAUGAAACGGCCCAGCUUGGCCCCGGCUACGUCUCUCUGGCCACAGAACCCGCUUGUUUUCAGAGCCUGCUUUGCUCCAAGCAUCCUCAUUACUACUACCAUUCCUCGGCCGCCAUUGCCACUCAGCCUAAGAUCGCGGCGGCGGCGGCGGCGGCGGCGGCGGCAGUCUCUAGAAGCAAACCGCUGGGUCUGGGCUGCAGAACGAAGCGGAAAAAGAGCACCGAGAGACGUUUCUCUGCCGGGUGCGGGCGGCGUGUGUUGAUCCUGCCCCGAGCUUGCAAAGCAGCUCGGAGCGCCGUGGCAGAGAGGCUGCCUGGACUGUGCGGCUUUCUGACCCCGCAGCCUGCCCCAGCUUUGCCGGAUCCUUACAGUAGCGACUCGGAAUCCAGCUCCUAUUCGAAUCACGCAGACAACGACUCCGACUUCUGCUCCAGCCUGAGCAGCACCAGCAGUUCCGGUUCUUCUGAGGAAGAAGAGGAGGAAGGCAGCUGCGCCUCUGAGUCCAGUGAGCUCAGCUCUGACGAGGAAGAGCAAGAAGAGGAAGAAGACGAGGAGGAGGAAGAGGAAGAAGAGACCAGCUCGGAAUCUGAUUCCAGCUCCGGGUCCAGCCACGUCUCGGUCCAGAGUAUCCGCUUCAGGCGCACUAGCUUCUGCAAAUCGCCCACCCUCCAGACUUCAGCCGGCCUCGUGCCCCAUCCAACUCAUUUUGCUGGCCACGAGGAGCUUCCAGGUCCAGCGCAGUUCGUCAAAUGCGAAGCGUCGGAAGAACCUGAGGACUGGAAGAUCCCGGCUGGCUGGUUUUCAAAAGCUGAGCCGGGCUUGGACUGCACCACUCAUCCUGCCGGCAGUGCUUACUUAGGAUUGCUGGAACAGCCCACGGAAGGAGCCGGUGGCGGCGAGGGAAGACCCCUCUUGACUGGCGAGGACCACUCCACACUCGUGCCUGAGGUAAAGUCUCUUGACCUGCCUGGGGUCCCCUGGUUAGCCUGCGGUGACUCUUCUAGCUUAAAGCCAAACUACAUUUUGCCCCAAGCAAGAUUCGGAGAGGGCCAGAUCUGCCAGCCUGCCCUUGCCUCUCACCCUCAUUCUUCUCCUCUUUCUCCAACUGGUGCAGACAGCACCACUGCUGCCCUAACCCACCUGUCCAAGGAGCUUCUGGGAAAUGCCCAGUUCAAUGUGAGAUCAGCCACUUGCCAGGGAACUGCUGCUGUUGCAAGUCCAGAUCUCCAAAGCCAUGUCCAGCUCCUCUCUUUUGUGCCCAUUGCCCAGAUCAAAGUUGAGGACAGCAGUGCUAAUGCUGAGUAUGGAGCUCUCCCAGUACAGAUCCCACUCAAAUGGGAAGAGAGUGACCAGGAGACCAAGAUGGAGGCAGACUGCCAGUCAUCACCACAGCCCAGCCCCACCCAGCAUCCAGGAACUCUUCUGCUGUCAGCUAAGGCAGACCCUACCUGCCUAGAGGACUGUCCAAGACCUCCCAAGAGCACUCUGUGUCCAGCGUCUCUGAGCCGGACCCUUGCUGCAUGCACUUUAGGCCCUGCUUCUGCUGCCAAACCUGAGGAUGGGGAUUACAAAUUUGGAGCCCGGGUGAGGAAGAACUACCGCACCUUGGUGCUGGGCAAACGAGCCACCAUACCGAGCCCAGCACCACUCAAGCCAAAUCUGAAAUCAGCACGCAACCCCCGGCCACCUCCAGGGAAACUCCCAGAAGCUCAGGAAGGCGGCUUGGAUGAUUUAAGUGUUCUCAACAGACGCAAGAGGGUGGCCAGCAAUGUCACCUCCACCCUCAAGAGGCCCUUCAGUCUCAUGGGCAACUUUCCCUGCCCUCCCUCCUUGAUGGUUGGCCCAGAUGGAGAUCUCAUGCCAGCCUAUACCUUAAGCACCACCAAGAGUGCCCAACUACCACCCAAGGCCCAUCCUUUCUGGAAAUGGCAGCUGGGUGGGCCACCAAUACCUCUUCCACCCAGCCACAAGUUCAGGAAACUGAACUAAAAAAAGAGCUAGGGUGGGAAGUCUACUUUUAUGGUUGAUGUGAGGAUGGCUUGAGUUUCUGAAUUCAUCCUAAUAAUAAUAGUUAUAAUUAAUUAUCAUUUUGAUUCUCUCCCUUUCCCAACACCUUUUUUCACUACAGUUCAAUAUUCUGGUUUUUCUUCUAUCGCAUCUGCUUGCAUUUUGAUUUUUGGAAUUCUACUU
Pantherophis guttatus is the source of this 3280-nucleotide messenger RNA. RefSeq names its product SKI/DACH domain containing 1 (gene SKIDA1). The record is from RefSeq and is a predicted model, not a curated record. Lineage: Eukaryota; Metazoa; Chordata; Lepidosauria; Squamata; Colubridae.